Elaeis guineensis (African oil palm) is the source of this 1915-nucleotide messenger RNA. Its product is annotated as protein GRAVITROPIC IN THE LIGHT 1. NCBI's taxonomy places the organism in Eukaryota, Viridiplantae, Streptophyta, Magnoliopsida, Arecales, Arecaceae. Gene Ontology annotation, biological process: response to red or far red light; negative gravitropism. The record is from RefSeq and is a predicted model, not a curated record.
GCACAGGCUUUCAUUUGUCAUUUUUUUUUUUUUUUUUAAGAUUUCCCCUCUUUUUCCGAACGUAUUGUUGCACUAUUGGUAGUUCCAAAUGAGCUUUGACCGAUCUCAGAGCAGAGCGGACCAGGACACUAACGUCUUGGUUCUUGAGAGUUGAGAACCUCCACUGACUUCACAUACCUCUACAGGAAGAAAGAGAUCAGAGAGGGGAAGAAGGAAAUGGCGAAUAAGGUGACCCACAUCUCCGAUUUGAUCCACCGGGUCGCCUGCUCUUGUCUCACCCACCAUCUCGCCGGAGCCUACGGACUCGAAAGAUGCGACAGCGUCGACGGGGAAACAGAAGAGGAGGACGCUGUGGAGGAGGAGGAAGAAGAGAAGGAGGAGAAUGGACUCAAGAUCUGGGAAGAGGAGAAGGGCGCUGGUCCUGGUAGAGUGUCGGUGUGUGUGAGGGAGAUGGAGACACUGAUGGGAGAGGUGUUCGACGCGGUUUCGGCGGUGAAGAGGGCCUACGUCAGCCUCCAGGAGGCUCACUGCCCGUGGGACCCGGAUAAGAUGAGGGUCGCCGACGCGGCAGUCGUGGCAGAGCUGAGGAGGCUCGGGAGGCUUCGGGAUCGUUUUCGAAGGACCGGUUUUGGUGCCUCCGCCGCCGCCGCCGCCGCCACGCCACUGAGGGAGGCGGUGGCCCCGUACGAGGCGGCGCUUGACGAUCUGAAGAAGGAGCUCAAGGCCAAGGACGCGGAGGUGGAGAGUCUUAAGGAGAAGCUCCGGAGCACCUCUAUUGGUGGUUUCGGCAGGAAGCGCCGGCUCCAUUCCAGCAGGAGGGUCGGAUGCAUCAAUGGUUUAGGGGCCCCGGCGAUGCCCACUCCGGAGCUGUUCGAGACGUACAUGGAGGAAGUGAAGUCGGCGUCCAAGUCCUUCACCGGCCACCUCCUCUCCCUAAUGCGCUCCGCCCGCUGGGACAUCGCUGCGACGGUGCGUUCCAUCAUCGAGGGCGGCGACGGCGCAAUUGACCACAAUCCAGCCAUCGCCGAGGUGGAUCCUCACCACGCAAAGCACGCGCUGGAGUCGUACGUGAACCGGAAAGUCUUCCACGGGUUCGAGAAUGAGACGUUCUACAUCGAGGGGUCCCUCACGUCGCUGCUCCGCCCGGCCGAGUUCCGGAACGACUGUUUCGCCCAGUUCAAAGACAUGAGGGGGAUGGACCCGGCGGAGCUGCUGGGCGUGCUCCCCACGUGCCAGUUCGGCCGGUUUGCGGCCAAGAAAUAUCUGGCCAUCGUGCACCCGAAGAUGGAGGAGUCGCUGUUCGGGGGCGUGGAGCAGCGGCGGCAGGUGAUGGCCGGGGCCCACCCGAGGACGGGGUUCUACGGGGAGUUCCUGAGGCUGGCCAAGCCGGUGUGGCUGCUGCACCUGCUGGCCUUCGCGCUGGACCCGGCGCCCAACCACUUCGAGGCGAGCAAAGGGGCGGAGUUCCACCCGGAGUACAUGGAGAGCGUCGUCCGGUUCGCAGACGGCCGGUUCCCGCCUGGCUGGGUGGUGGGGUUCUCCGUUAGCCCUGGAUUCAAGCUCGGGAACGGGUCCGUGGUCAGGGCGAGGGUCUACCUUGUCCCAAGAGCACAAGGGGUGUAAAGUGCGCAUGAAUGCACUGUUGCUGUCUAGAGAUUGAACGAGCUCCCUAGCGUCGUAGGGUCGAGUCCUUACCAAAAUAGGGUCCGAGCCCCGUGCUGCUUCACAUAAUGGGUGCUUACCAUCCCAUGUAGCCAUGACGGUUCUGGAACUAUGUUGCAUUUCCUGUUUUAGUUUGUUCGUAUGCACACACGCACACACGCACACACACACACACACACACUUGAGAGUAAAUAUUCCGGAGGUGUAUUUACUAGAACGAAGUUCCCAUGCAUCUUAAAAGAGUAGCGCGUAU